UUGGCGCGGCAUUUAUCGCGUAGAAACAACUGGGAAAUAUAUAGAGGAUCAGUCCCCACCAGGUGGCAUUGGGUCCUAUUUUCUACCUCAAAACAAAAUGAUUGAAGACCCUCUUGAGUUCCUCACUCUUGAGGAGCAAGAUGAAAUUGAAAAUCUGUACCAGUAUGUUCCCAAAGUGAAAGAAAUGUUCCAAGUCCUGAAGAAAAUAGGAGAAGGAACCUUUAGCAAAGUCUAUCUUGCCAAACUUAAACAACAUCCCAACGUGACACAGUAUUUUGCUUUAAAACAUCUAGUGCCAACUAGCAAACCAGAGAGGAUAGAACGGGAGCUUAAGUGCUUGUUACAAAUGGGAGGUAAAAACAAUGUCAUGGGGGUGAAGUUGUGUUUACGAGAAAGAGAUCACGUUGUCAUAGUGAUGCCCUACUUCCAACAUGAUGUAUUUCAGGACUACAUCACAAGCAUGAAUGUUGAAGAAAUGAGGGAAUACAUGCGCAACCUGCUGGUCUCUCUGGCUCAAGUUCACCAGUACAACAUUAUCCACAGAGAUGUGAAACCCAGUAACUUCUUAUACAACAGAAAGUUGAAAAAAUAUGCCCUUGUGGACUUUGGCUUGGCUCAGGACUCAUCAAGUGCUUUGGCCACACCUAUCCUCUUCCAAUCCCACCCUCAGACCAACCGUACAAGUCAAGAAAAAAACCCUGUUGUGUCAGUCAAGCAACUUACUGACACACCCACUUUAUCAAAGCAGUGUCAAUCAGAUGUCAGCUCAGUGCCACUCAAACGUCAGGCAGCCACUCCCCUAGCCUCUCCAAACAAGAGGAAAGCAAGGAGGUGUUCCCUUGAAAAUGAGAAUACUCCUAAAAUGUCUCCCAAAAAGGACUUCCAAUCAUCACAGAAACUCGAAGAAAUCUCAACCAAUCCCAAAAUAACAAGAAUCAGGGCGAGCACCGAGGAGGAUAAAGCCAUCAUGAAUAAACUCUCUCACACCAUGGGGCACAACCUUACGCCCCCCACCCCAGAUCUCACCACGGUCGCUUUCACAAAAUCAAAAUCUCCACGAAGAUUUGCUCUCGCAAAGAGAACUCUUCUUGUUCAUGGAAAUGACCAGGGAUCACUGUUUGGUCAAGGGAAGGCACAUACUCUUGCUAACAGACAGGCACUUGCUAAGUCCAAGCCCAGCUUUGGAACCAGACUGUCUUGUGGAACAGUGUCUCCCUCUCCCUGCCAGUGCUUUGGGUUGCCUCAGGUGUGCAGGGUUUGUGUAGCCAGGUCCCGCCAGGAGGCACCACGAGCUGGUACUCCAGGCUUCAGAGCUCCCGAGGUCCUCAUGAAACACCAACAUCAAACAACAGCUGUGGACAUCUGGUCAGCAGGGAUCAUCUUUUUAUCCAUCCUGAGUGGACGCUACCCCUUCUUCAAGGCAUCAGAUGACAUGGUGUCCCUGGCACAGUUAAUCAGCCUCAUGGGGACGAUGGAGGUGAAGAUGUCCGCAAGAACUUAUGGGAAAGAACUGACUUGUUGCCCUGUGGUGAAACCGCUAGAUCUACAGGUGGUUUGUGAAAAGCUGCAGGCUGCACCAAAACGAGGCAAAGGUCAUGGAAAGAAAUCCCCUCCCAGCAGUUCUGAUAAGGAAAAUGGUGGAAGAAUUGGAAUUCCUGACACUGCAUAUGAUUUAUUGAAAAGACUGUUGGACUUGAAUCCGGCCACUAGAAUAACAGCUAAAGAGGCUAUUAAACAUCAAUUCUUUACAGAACAUUUUAAUUAAGUUAUACUUUUGUGACUAAUAUGAAAUAAGAGGAUCGGAUGUCAAAUAUGUAGAUUGUUUAUUUUUACUAAUUUAUUACUGAUGAGUGGUAAGAGGAUAAUUUUUUUUUGUCAUAUUUGAAUUUUUAGAAAAUUUCUUUUCACCGACAUGAAAUCAUUAAUAUGUAUAUAUAUAUCAUCAACAUUUUUGUUUGUUUCAUUAAAAGACAUCUUUAAAAUUGAA
Lingula anatina is the source of this 1987-nucleotide messenger RNA. Its product is annotated as cell division cycle 7-related protein kinase. Lineage: Eukaryota; Metazoa; Brachiopoda; Lingulata; Lingulida; Lingulidae. Gene Ontology annotation, cellular component: nucleus. The record is from RefSeq and is a predicted model, not a curated record. Gene Ontology annotation, molecular function: ATP binding; protein serine/threonine kinase activity. Gene Ontology annotation, biological process: protein phosphorylation; mitotic DNA damage checkpoint signaling.